UCUGCAGCUUGCUGUCUUUUCUAAGCAGCGGCUCUAAUGGAGAAGAUAAUAAAGUGAUUAAUACAGAAUUCAAGUUUGACGUUUGGUUGAGCCUUAUAUUCGGUCCUUUCGCGUGACCUAUUUGUCCGCUCUCAUGAAGGCGUCGACAUUGGAACAACACAUGUCUAGAAAACAGACGACGAAGAUCUGUCUCAAGAACUGAAGAACUGUGAUUUUAAUCUUCCACAUCAAUAAGGAUUAUCAUGGGUAACAAGCAGUCAUUCAACUGCUGCUACUACAGUGGCAGUCCUCAACCUCAACGAAAAGUCAAUGAUGUCUCUGAGCGAAGAGUCCUGGAAUCCAAUGAGCCUGGCAGGGCUGAAAGUACAGCUAAUCUUCAACACAUCAGUGAAAGAGAGCCAGAAGACUGGCAAUCUGAUCCUUCGCUUCACCCCAAAGCUGAAACAAUAUUCAUGGAGAGGUCAAGAGCUGCUAUUCAUGAGGGACUUGAGAGGAGGAGAAGUCAACUUCAGCUCCACGAUAAAGGCACCUUGAAGAAAUCCAAUUCCUGCUCAACCAUCUUUGUAGAUGAGAGCACAGUCUGCCAGCCUAAUUUGAAGAACACUAUCAAGUGUGUAACACUAGCCAUCUACUACCACAUUAAAAACCGGCAAUCCGAGCGACAGAUGGACAUUUUUGAUGAGAAACUACACCCAUUAUCAAAGGACGGCGUAUCUAAUGAUUAUAGCCGGUAUAACCCCGAUCACCGCCAAGUCUACAAGUUUGUCAGAACGUUAUUCAACGCUGCUCAACUGACUGCCGAGUGUGCCAUCAUCACCCUGAUUUAUUUGGAAAGGCUAUUGACUUAUGCUGAAAUCGACAUUACCCCUGGAAAUUGGAAAAGAGUGGUGCUGGGCGCCAUUCUAUUAGCUUCCAAAGUAUGGGAUGAUCAAGCAGUUUGGAAUGUUGACUAUUGCCAAAUCCUCAAAGAUAUCACAGUGGAAGAUAUGAACGAGUUGGAGCGCCACUUUUUGGAAAUGCUUCAGUUCAACAUCAAUAUUCCCUCAAGCGUUUACGCCAAAUAUUAUUUUGACCUGAGGACGCUUGCCGAAGCGAAUGAAAUGAAUUUCCCUGCAGAGCCUUUAACCAAAGAAAAGGCAACCAAGCUGGAGGCCAUGUCGCGGGUCUGCGAGGAUAAAUUGGCAGCGGAAAUUUUGCGAGCUAAUAUGAAGCGCUCAGCCAGUAUGGACAACGUCAACAUUUCACGCAGGAGCAUAGCAAUCCUGUCGUAAACGAACCUUCUUGUAAUCGUAACGCAUCCUCUUUUGCACUCCUGACAUCCAAGAUCCCCACUUCCCCCCGUUUACAAUCACUCCUCCCCUCCAAAAAAAAUUGUGGCUGGCCUUCUCCCUUUCUUUUCCAACUCACGUUAGCUUCUUUCCGUUUCCUCAAAAGUGCCUCAUGACACACUCAUGACUUGUGAAGAUCCUUUAUCCUAUUGAUUAUUUUCCACAAGGGAAAGAUUACUUAAUCAAGUACGAUUCUAUUUUUUUCUCGUCUUCCUGCCUCAAUUUUUCUUUUUUUAUUAUUAUUAUAAUUUUUUUUUAAUCCCAUUGCAUGCUUAAAAUGAUUUAGCUCUCCUAGUCAGUCGACGUAGAAUUCGAGGAAGAAAAACACCAGGCGUUACGCCACAUAACUCUCUCCCGAAAACAAAAACGCCAUUUAAAAAACUAAAAAAAAAGAAGAACAGGGGCAAUGUAAGGAAUACGAGAGAGAAAAAAAUGACUUAACCAAUGUAAAUUUUCUUUACUCCAACUCCUUGUUCUACAAACCGAAAUAAUUAUCACCCAAUUUUUUUUUUUCCUAUCGUUUUCCUUUUUUUUUUUUUAUUUCUUUUUUGCUUCCCCCUAUAUUUUUCCCAGAAAAAAAAGUGUUGCGGUUUCAUCCGCUUGUUUUUCCUUUAUUUUUUUCGGUUUACUCUUCCGGUACACUUCACAUGUGAUGAUGCCGCUGAUGGACAAUUAAUGAUAAUAAAGACAUGUCGUAAAA
Molecule: messenger RNA, 2028 nt
Organism: Daphnia carinata
Lineage: Eukaryota; Metazoa; Arthropoda; Branchiopoda; Diplostraca; Daphniidae
Gene: CycY
Product: cyclin-Y-like protein 1
Exons: 8
Coding region: 243-1271 (342 amino acids)
Biological process (GO): regulation of canonical Wnt signaling pathway; regulation of cyclin-dependent protein serine/threonine kinase activity
Cellular component (GO): plasma membrane
Molecular function (GO): cyclin-dependent protein serine/threonine kinase activator activity; protein kinase binding
Source: RefSeq, a predicted model, not a curated record